AUGGCGGCCCUGGAGACCCCUCAACCGUCGACUCUGCGUCACGCGUUCGGAAAUGUGCUAUCAAUCUUCGUCCUGUUACUCAUCGGCGUCUUUGCUUUCUCGAUCCGUCUCUUCUCUGUGAUUAAGUACGAGAGUGUAAUUCACGAGUUUGAUCCUUACUUUAAUUAUAGAGUCACUCAGUUUUUGACGAAGAAUGGAAUAUAUGACUUUUGGAAUUGGUUCGAUGACCGGACCUGGUAUCCUCUUGGACGGGUUAUUGGGGGAACUGUUUACCCGGGACUCACGUUGACUGCCGGAACCUUAUGGCGGAUAUUGAACACUUUGAAUAUACCGCUAUCAGUGGAAACUGUCUGUGUGUUUACAGCUCCCAUUUUUUCAGCUUUUGCUUCUUGGGCAACGUACCUUUUGACCAAGGAAGUCAAAGGCGUUGGUGCUGGAUUGACCGCUGCAGCUCUUUUGGCCAUGGUUCCAUCUUAUAUAUCUCGAUCUGUGGCUGGCAGCUAUGACAAUGAAGCUGUAGCUAUAUUUGCUUUGAUCUUCACAUUCUAUCUCUAUAUAAAGGCAUUGAAUACAGGAUCUCUUUUCUAUGCUACUCUAAAUGCCAUAGCAUACUUUUACAUGGUUUGCUCUUGGGGAGGGUAUACUUUCAUCAUAAAUCUUAUUCCCAUGCACGUCCUGCUGUGCAUUGUUACUGGUCGCUACUCUUCUCGCCUCUACAUUGCAUAUGCUCCGCUUGUUGUCUUGGGGACGUUGUUAGCAUCUUUGGUGCCAGUUGUAGGUUUUAAUGCUGUCAUGACAUCUGAGCAUUUUGCAUCAUUUUUAGUCUUUAUUAUUAUCCAUGUCGUGGCUCUUGUGUACUAUAUCAAAGGGAUGAUCUCACCACAAAUGUUUAAAGUAGCUGUUACUCUUGUAGUAUCCGUUGGCCUGAUAGUUUGUGGGGCUGUGUUAGCUGUACUAAUAGCUUUGGUAGCUUCUAGCCCUACCAAAGGAUGGAGUGGAAGAAGUUUGAGCCUGCUCGAUCCAACAUAUGCAAGCAAGUAUAUACCAAUUAUUGCCAGUGUUAGUGAACAUCAACCCCCUACAUGGCCGUCUUACUUUAUGGACAUUAAUGUCUUGGCAUUUUUGGUUCCCGCUGGCAUUAUUGCGUGCUUUUUGCCACUAUCUGACGCAAGCUCGUUCGCAGUUCUUUAUAUAGCUACAUCAGUAUAUUUUUCUGGUGUCAUGGUGCGUCUAAUGCUUGUGCUUGCUCCGGCAGCAUGCAUAAUGUCUGGAAUUGCUCUUUCAGAAGCUUUUGGAGUUUUUACUCGAUCGAUUAAAUUUCAGCUGCCUGGUGUAUCUCAAAAUUCCCCUGUCAAUGCAGGGGAUGCUGGUAAUGUUAUGCAAAAUGAUGUGGUGAAGACUGAGAAAAGUGAAGACUCACUGAAGGAACGUCCUUCAAGAAAAAACAAGAAGAAGGAAAAGGACAAAGUGGAAAGGGCUUCUGUUGUACCCCAGAUUGAAAAGAGGCUUUUGGUUUUACCAUUGGAGGCUUCCAUCAUUGCUAUUUUCUUGCUUGUGUUGCUGGGUGCCUUUUAUGUGGUUCAUUGUGUGUGGGCUGCGGCAGAGGCUUAUUCAGCACCCUCUAUUGUGCUAACUUCUCGAUCUCAUGAUGGCCUUCAUGUUUUUGAUGAUUUUAGAGAGGCUUACGGUUGGUUGCGUCAUAACACUGAGGUGGAUGAUAAAGUUGCUUCGUGGUGGGACUAUGGUUACCAAACAACUGCCAUGGCAAACCGCACGGUUAUUGUUGACAAUAAUACCUGGAACAACACACAUAUUGCAACCGUUGGUACUGCAAUGUCCUCUCCUGAAAAAGCAGCUUGGGAAAUUUUCAAUUCAUUGGAUGUAAAAUAUGUUCUUGUUGUUUUUGGAGGUCUUGUUGGUUACCCUAGUGACGACAUUAACAAGUUCCUAUGGAUGGUUCGAAUAGGAGGUGGUGUAUUCCCUCAUAUUAAGGAACCUGAUUAUUUGAGAGAUGGUCAAUACCGGAUUGAUUCUCAAGCCACUCCUACCAUGCUGAAUUGUCUCAUGUACAAACUUUCAUAUUACAGAUUUGUGGAGACAGAUGGUAAAGGCUUUGAUAGGGUGAGGAAUACUGAAAUUGGAAAGAAAUAUUUCAAACUUACCCAUUUUGAAGAGGUAUUCACUACUCACCAUUGGAUGGUUCGGAUAUACAAACUGAAACCUCCAAAGAACAGAAUCCGUGGGAAGACAAAGAAAGCUAAAUCGAAAGCAAGCUCGAAAAGAAGUGGAACCCCAAAGAAGAAUCCUUGGCAUUAG
This is a messenger RNA of Fraxinus pennsylvanica, 2316 nucleotides long. Lineage: Eukaryota; Viridiplantae; Streptophyta; Magnoliopsida; Lamiales; Oleaceae. The record is from the annotation of a GenBank genome assembly.